CACACACACACACACAUCCACACGCGUGCAGGCCGCUGCAGUGAGAGCGGCGCAUCUGGAAGAGAGCUGUCCGGCUGGGGAGGCGGAGGACGGGGAGAGAAGAGGAAGGAGGCUCCGGGAGCAAGCGAGACAAAAAGGGUCAGGCCUGGGACCUGGGAAAAUCGGGAGAGCGCAGAGAGAAGAGGGAUCAUCGUCUCUCAUUUCCUUGCUUUUUUUUUGUUUUGUUCCUUUUUUGACUUUUUUUCACCCGACACUCCCCCCCCCCAUCUACGACCAUCACCCCCACCGUCCCACCCACAAGCCCGCAACACUCCCAGCGAUGCCGUCCAACACUGUCGCCAAUGCCAACGCCGCUGCAUUCAAAGGCUCCGACUUCACCAACUCACCUGGAAACAGAAAGGGUGACGGCACAAUACUGGACGUGGACCUGAUGACAGAAGAAAAGGCAGCUAAAAGUAGUGCCUCGUGUCAGUUUGGCAAGCCAGGAAGAAAGCGCAAGCAUUUUCCCGCUGAGAGCUGUGGCUCUUUCAAAGACAGCUACGCUGGAGUCGGGAGGCCGUCCAUGGCACAAGUCCACAACGGAGAUGUGGGCGGGCACAGGGACAGGACGUCUGAUGCCUGCUUCCCCAAACAGGAGAGGAGGGAAGUGGAGAACGGGAUCCCCAGAGGCCCUUCCUCCUGCCGAGCAGAGGACGGCUCCCAGGGUCGGAGCCUGAGUCCUUCCCGGGAGAACGGAUUCCUGUCCGGUCGGGAAGAGCCAGACUCGGGGAGAGACAAGAACGAAAGCCUGAUGACGCCGCACAAGAAGAGAGGGAGGCGGAAACUGGAACGGCCAACGAAAUAUGUGGAGCACAAGGACGAGGACGGGGGUGAUGCGGUCAAGACGGAGGGAGGUCGAGGCAGGCCGCGAAGGGGAGUUGGUUGGGAGAUCAGCCUUCGUCAGAGGCCCAUGCCCAGAAUAACCUUCCAGGCUGGUGACCCUUAUUACAUUAGCAAGCGGACCAGAGAGGAGUGGCUGGCCAAGUGGAAGAUGGAGGCAGAGAAAAAGGCCAAACUGAUGUCAGCGAUGAGCGCAAUGAAGGAUCAUGAGGAGAAUGAAAUGGAGGCCGAGAAAGAAGAGGUCUCAAUAAUAAAGCACCCGCAGCCUUCAAAGCAGCAGCAGCCGAAGCAGCAUCAUCCACCACCGCCACUGCCACCACCGUCGCCUCAGACACACACUCAGUCUCAGCCUCAGUAUCAACAGCAAUCUCAGCUGUCACUGCCACAGCAACAACAACAACAUCAGCAGUUGCCUCAGCAGCAGCAGCAGCAGCAGCAGCAGCCGACUGACCCAGCUUCCCCCACUGUGGCCACGACUCCUGAGCCUGUCGCCAUCAUAGGUGGAGACAAGACGUGCCCCAAGUCUGCAGACACCGAGUCUGAGUACGAGGACAGUCGUGGUUUUGGCAUCGGAGACCUGGUUUGGGGGAAGCUGCGAGGCUUCUCGUGGUGGCCAGGCCGCAUCGUGUCAUGGUAUAUGACGGGACGGAGCAGAGCGGCAGAGGGAACUCGAUGGGUCAUGUGGUUUGGAGAUGGAAAAUUCUCAGUGGUCUGUGUAGAGAAACUCAUGCCUUUAAGUUCCUUUAACAUCGCCUUUCACCAGCCUACUUACAACAAGCAGCCCAUGUAUAAAAAAGCCAUCUAUGAAGUGUUACAGGUGGCCAGCAGCCGGGCAGGCAAAGUCUUCAUGGCCUGUCCUGACAGUGAUGAGACAGAAACCUCCAAAUCAGUGGAAAUGCUCAACAAGCAGAUGAUUGACUGGGCCAUGACAGGAUUUCAACCCACUGGACCAAAGGCCUUAGAGCCACCAGAGGAGGAGCGCAAUCCAUACAAAGAGGUUUACCCUGAGAUGUGGGUGGAGCCAGAAGCGGCAGCCUACACGCCCCCUCCAGCCAAAAAGCCUCGCAAAAGCACAGUAGAGAAACCCAAGGUCAAGGACAUCAUCGACGAGAGGACACGAGAGCGGCUUGUUCAUGAAGUGAGACAGAAGUGCCGCAGCAUAGAAGACAUCUGUAUCUCCUGUGGAAGUCUGAAUGUUGGCCUGGAGCACCCACUGUUUGCUGGAGGAAUGUGCCAGAGCUGUAAGAACUGCUUCCUAGAAUGUGCAUAUCAAUACGACGAUGAUGGUUAUCAAUCAUACUGCACGAUCUGCUGCGGGGGACGAGAGGUGCUCAUGUGUGGAAACAACAACUGUUGUCGGUGUUUCUGUGUGGAGUGUGUCGACCUCCUCGUCGGCCAGGGAGCAGCACACGCCGCCAUCAAAGAGGAUCCGUGGAACUGCUACAUGUGCGGUAAAGAGGGCGCGUUUGGUCUGUUGGAGCGUCGCACUGACUGGCCCUGUCGUCUCCAGCACUUCUUUGCAAAUAAUCAUGACCAGGAUUUCGAUUCACCAAAGCUUUACCCCCCAGUCAUGGCGGAGAAGAGGAAGCCCAUACGUGUCCUGUCGCUAUUUGACGGCAUAGCAACAGGGCUGCUGGUGCUGAAAGAGCUCGGCAUCCACGUCGAUCGUUACAUAGCCUCCGAAGUGUGUGAAGACUCCAUCACUGUGGGCAUCGUCCGGCAUCAGGGUCGCAUCAUGUACGUCGGCGACGUGCGGAACGUCACGCGCAAACACAUACAGGAAUGGGGUCCUUUUGACCUAGUUAUAGGAGGAAGCCCGUGCAACGACCUUUCUAUAGUCAAUCCUGCCAGGAAAGGUCUUUUUGAGGGCACGGGUCGCCUGUUCUUCGAGUUUUACAGGCUGCUGCACGAGGCGCGGCCAAAGGAGGGGGACGACCGGCCUUUCUUCUGGCUCUUUGAAAACGUGGUUGCCAUGGGCGUGAGCGAUAAGAGGGACAUCUCCCGCUUUUUGGAGUGUAACCCAGUGAUGAUCGACGCUAAGGAGGUGUCCGCUGCCCACCGCGCCCGCUACUUCUGGGGUAACCUUCCUGGCAUGAACAGGUUGGUGUGUGAAUGGCCUUUGACAGCGAUGUGCAAUGACAGGCUCGACCUCCAGGACUGCUUAGAACACGGCAGGACAGCGAAGUUUGGAAAGGUGAGGACCAUCACUACCAGGUCUAAUUCCAUCAAGCAGGGCAAGGACCAGCACUUCCCCGUCUACAUGAACGAGAAGGAGGACAUACUGUGGUGCACUGAGAUGGAGCGGAUCUUUGGUUUUCCAGUCCACUACACGGACGUGUCCAACAUGAGCCGACUGGCGAGGCAGAGGCUCCUGGGCAGGUCGUGGAGCGUCCCGGUGAUCCGCCACCUGUUUGCACCGCUCAAAGAUUACUUUGCCUGUGUGUAAGCGGCAAAGGGUAAACUCGUGUAGAGAUGCAGCUGUUUUGUUGUGACUAGUAAUAAGAGCCUCGAUCCUCGAAUUAUACCCCCCGGUAUAAUUUGUAAGCGGAAAAUAUUGACGUAGAUUUCACAUUACUUCAUGUAUUUGAAUUUUAAUUCUUAUUCUUAUUUAAUUUUGAUAUGUUGUUUUACCUUUUUUAGCAGUGUUAUCAAGUAUUGUUGAUAUGUUUUGUGCAAGCUAUACUUGAGACUAUGCUUUCUUCUCAAGACACUGAGACGGAGACGUGACAAAGGCGUACGCUAAAAUGUGACGGGGGGGAGGGGGGAACCAACAGGAAGGGAGAGAAGUGGGGGUUUUAAUUGAAGAGGGUGUGGAAACGUUUUGAUUCGAGCCGCGGCGGCGCAGCCAUGCUUCCAGCUACUGAGCCUCACGGAGAUGUGACGAGAAGAGGGGAGUUUCCUCAGUGUCAGGAGAGCUGUGUCUCUGAGAAAUCCAAAACACCAGAUCACAAAUACCUCCUUUGUUUACAGUUUCUAUACACAACUGAAGGUAAUAAAAGGUACUACUGUAAUAUGGUUACAAUACCAUGGUGCUCCAGAAUGAUGCGAAACGUCAUGACCCAUGUGGCACUACAACUUUUAGACAACACAGCGCUCUUUAACCUGUUGCUAAAAAAAAAGAAAAAAACUUGACGUUUUUACUCGUAGAGGAAAAACUCUUCUUCUUCUGUGCCCCUUUUUUUGUUGUUCACUAGAAAGGAAACGCAGAAGCGACAGAAAAGAUCCUCCUGCAUUUUUGCAGCUUUUAUACAGAUCGUACUGGUGCUCGUUUUAAACUUCUCUCCGCCUUGCUCCGCUCAGGCUCACGGCCUGGAUCUGCACAAACAGAGAGUGAAGCUAAAGCCACAUGGGAAAUGAUGUUUUCUGUCAUUCGAAAGAAAUAUAUACAUAUAUAUGAAUCUUAAGAUCAAAGUCUGCGGUGAGCUACUUUUUCCUAGUUUCACCCUGACCAGUGACAUUACUGUACAACUGUUCGUAAAGGUGCGUGGCUUUGUGGGGGGAGGGAGGGGUGACCAGGCCAGGUAACGCUCCUCCUCCUCCUCCUCCUCCUCCUCCUACUCCUUCUCCUUCUUCACCUCCUUCUUCUUCACCUCUCCAAACUGAAAAAAAAAACAAAAAAACUGUCAGGUGCAAAUCCUCAACAACAUGGUGCGGCUUCACAAAGUUCUUCUACCUUUUUUAUAGCAAUUUUGUGCUGUUUUAUCAACAUUAUAAAGCACUUUUAUAUGUAUACUUUAUUUUCUCUUGACAUUUUUUUUUCCUUUUCUUUUUGUGAAUUGUUUUUUUGUUUUGUUUUGUUUUGUUUUUAUGAUGUGAACUGAUUGACCCUCGUGUAAUACCUUUUGUAUACAGUAGGGCUGUGCCAAUAGAAGUGACAGAAUGGGUUUUGUUGAUAUGUGAAACUCACGUUAUUUGACUCGUUGUACAGUAGAUGGAUGGACAUUUGCAAACCCCAACUCCCAUUGACCAUACUGCUAACUGCUUUAAAGGGGCAAUACGUGAAAUUGGUAAAGCUGUGUGAUCAAAACCGGCUCUGCUAUCAGAACUCAAAAUGGUGACUGGAGGAUUCUAACUAAACUAAUGCCGCUUUUCCACUACAUGGUCUCGGCAUGACUCACCUCGCCUCGGCACGGUAUGGCACCGCUUUUCCAUUACCGAUAUUACCUGGUACCUUUUAGCACCUGCUCUGGCGAGGUUACAAGCGAGCUGAGCCGAUACUAUGCGUGAGGUCGUCAGACUGCCGGCCACUGGAAGAGGCGUUAGCGCGACGUCCGACUCAAGAAUCAAACCAAACAAUGCCGAACUGUAGAUCAGUUAAAAAGCCUAAAAAAAUUAUGAAAACAUGCGUUAAUCUCCAACAUUUAGCAAGGAAAUGUCUAAAAUCUCAAUAUUUAACAGAGGAGUCUGGUGUAUAUAGCGACAGCGCUGCUGAGCACUGCGAUCGUGAGGCAAAUCACGACUCGUACUGAACUAAUAUUUUUAUUGAAUUGAUUCUAAUGAUUCAGUACAUCGAAAACAACUGCUUUACAAGUCACUAGUUUGUGUGUGUCGUAGGUCAUUAAUGACUUCUCGCUAUUUCCGAUCUUAUCCGUCAAAGUCGUAGCCGAGACAAGUCGUGUGAUGACGUCAUCACAUUGACACAGUGGAGGAACGCAGCUGUACAGCAAUGAGCAACUUUUAUCAAAGUUCU
Messenger RNA from Solea senegalensis (Senegalese sole), 5569 nucleotides. Its product is annotated as DNA (cytosine-5)-methyltransferase 3A-like. Gene Ontology annotation, cellular component: cytoplasm; nucleus. The transcript has 23 exons. The record is from RefSeq and is a predicted model, not a curated record. Lineage: Eukaryota; Metazoa; Chordata; Actinopteri; Pleuronectiformes; Soleidae. The coding region runs from base 320 to 3325 and encodes 1001 amino acids. Gene Ontology annotation, molecular function: methyltransferase activity. Gene Ontology annotation, biological process: negative regulation of DNA-templated transcription.